AUGUCCACGUGCUCUUUUUCCAGGUAUUCUCCAAAAGAGGUCGACAAGAUGGUAGACGAGUACCGUACUUUGUUAACGAAACAGAUGGAACACAAAAUGGAGCCUACUUCGACAGAACUGGACGAAUUUGGCCGGCUCGUUGCUCACGAAACUCAUCAGGUUGCGGAACUGCAAAUAGAGAGAAACAAGCAUCUUCGUAUGGCAUUUGGAAUCAGCGACGACUAUGUGGACGGCAGUGCGAUUAAAAACUGCAAGCCGAACGCUAACAACAAACCAUCAGAAGAUAAGCAACAUGAUGAACAGACCACAGAAUUGAACAAGUCUGCGGCCGCGAUCUCUAUGAAUAAACCAGAAGCAGGCGUUCCUAAGAGUACCAACGAGACGGUCUCGUCGUCUUCUUCUUCAGACAGUGACAGUGACUCGUUGGAAACUUCGUCAUACAGCAAAGACAGCAGCGAUAGCGACGACAGUAGUAGUAGCGAAAGUAUGUCUGAAUCAGAAUCGCAGUCUGAAUCCGAAAGCUCAUCUUCAUCGUCGGACGAUAGUGAUCGAAAGUCGGUUCGCUCGUCGCACUCGCAUCGCAAAACGUACUCAGACAUUCCAUGCGCCGGAGAGACGAUGACGAAGAGGAGGAAAGAAUGCGUAGAAGGCGUGAUCAUCGGGUAUCGACUUCUAGACGCAGGUUCGAUCGGUCGCCGGACAGCGACAGUCAGUGGCGAAGUCGAUCCAGGAGUCAUAAUCGCAGGCAUUCUUCACGCGACUCUUCCGACUUGUCCAAACAUCGUCGGAGACACAGAAGUUCGUCGGGUUCUGAUCACGGAUGGCGAAACAAGCACGGCAAAAGCCGCAAAAACGAGGUCGAUAGGCGCAGUCACACGAGGAAGCGUCAUCGGCGCAGCAGCUCCCGCGAAAAGUCAGUUUCCAGUCAUUCGAAGCUGUCGACCAGUUCUGACAAUCAUUCCGCAUCUGACUCUGACAAUACAAGCGACAGUUCUGCCAGCUCAGCAUCGUACCAUUCCGCAAAGUCAUCUCGAAGCGGGAGGAAACACAGUCGUGCCUCACCAUCGUUCAUGGAAAGACGAAGAAUCACCAGGUAACAAUUAA
Molecule: messenger RNA, 1104 nt
Organism: Soboliphyme baturini
Lineage: Eukaryota; Metazoa; Nematoda; Enoplea; Dioctophymatida; Soboliphymatidae
Source: the annotation of a GenBank genome assembly